Molecule: messenger RNA, 486 nt
Organism: Lathyrus sativus (Indian pea)
Lineage: Eukaryota; Viridiplantae; Streptophyta; Magnoliopsida; Fabales; Fabaceae
Source: the annotation of a GenBank genome assembly
AUGUAUACUAUUGAUAAUAAAGCUCUCAAAUUUUACCUAAAAGGAGCUACAAAUUUAAGGGAGUAUCAAAAGACUUGGUAUGAUGCUACUCGCGGGAAGAGAAAAAAUGGAAGGGUGUAUGGUGCUGGAGGGUAUGCCAAAACAAUUAAGCGGCGUGAUAGGACUUUCAUGAUGAGACUUGAUAAUGGAGAAGGAUCAUCACGUCCGCCUAUAUUAACCGCUGAUAUGCUUGAAACUGUGAGAAAUUUGACACAGACCGAGACAGCACGUGAGGCAGCAACUAGACAAGCAGAGGUGGAGGAAAUGAGGAGAAGACAAGCAGAGAUGGAGGAAGAAUUGAGGAGAAAAAUAGCGGAGUAUGAGGAAGCAAUGCAGAUUGCAAAUGAGAGCAAACUGAAAUUUGAACAAUUUAUGGCAUUGCAUAUGAAUCAAGGUGUGAGAGAAAGAGAUGAGGAAGAUGAGGAUGAUGAUGAAAAAGUUGAUUAA